Messenger RNA from Pelmatolapia mariae (spotted tilapia), 1948 nucleotides. RefSeq names its product zinc finger protein 234-like. The record is from RefSeq and is a predicted model, not a curated record. The transcript is spliced from 5 exons. Bases 408 to 1838 code for a protein of 476 amino acids. Lineage: Eukaryota; Metazoa; Chordata; Actinopteri; Cichliformes; Cichlidae.
AGUGUGUGUGCAGGAGAUGACUCGAGCAGAGAGAGCUACUUUUUCAUAAAACGGGAGUGAAGUAGUAGACUUACAGGAGCAUAUACCACUACCAACGAUUGGAUUGAUAUCUGCAUCGACCUGCACACCCUUUGUCUCCUGGAUCGUAGCUCAGAUCAGCGUGAACAACGUGGGUCUCUGCUCCCUGAUCUGUUUCCUCGGUUUGGAAAAACUUCCAGUUUCAUCACGGAGUUUCUCUCGGUUUGUGGGCUCAUCUAAAGCACAAAGAGAGAGAGCGAGAGGAACAGAGAGGGAGAUGGAGAAUGAGGACAGAACAGAGAUGGAACAAGAGCAGCUGAGAGUCUGGUGGAGCAGCAGAGGAACAAGUUCAGCCAUUUGGACUCAGCUCAGCCACUACAGAGGAAACAAUGACUUCAACACAAAAGGACCAUCAUGGAGCAAGAAGUCAGCGCUCUCAGGAGGCCGACAAACCUCACAGAAGAAAGGGAGAGACAACAUACAGAUGUGAUGAGUGUGGGAAGUCUUUUACCCAGGCUGGACACUUAAAAACACACCAACUCAUCCACAGUGGAUUUAAACCUUACAGCUGUGACUUGUGUGGAAAGUCUUUUACCCGGGCUGGAGACUUGAAAAAACACCAACUCAUCCACAGUGGAGUUAAACCGUACAGCUGUGACUUGUGUGGAAAGUCUUUUAACCGGGCUGGAGACUUAAAAAGACACCAAGUCAUCCACAGUGGAGUUAAAGCAUACAGCUGUGACUUGUGUGGAAAAUGUUUUGCCCUGGCUCACAGCUUAAAAACCCACCAACUCAUCCACAGUGGAUUUAAAGCGUACAGCUGUGAGUUGUGUGGAAAGUCUUUUACCCAGGCUGAAAACUUAAAAGCACACCAACUCAUCCACAGUGGAGUUAAACCGUACAGCUGUGACUUGUGUGGAAAGUCUUUUACCCGGGCUGGAGACUUAAAAACACACCAAGUCAUCCACAGUGGAGUUAAACCGUACAGCUGUGACUUGUGUGGAAAGUCUUUUUAUGGGGCUAAAAACUUAAAAGCACACCAAGUCAUCCACAGUGGAGUUAAACCGUACAGCUGUGACUUGUGUGGAAAGUUUUUUACCUGGGUUGGAGACUUAAAAAAACACCAACUCAUCCACAGUGGAGUUAAACCUUACAACUGUGACUUGUGUGGAAAGUCUUUUACCCUCGCUCACAGCUUAAAAAAUCACCAACUCAUCCACAGUGGAAUUAAAGCGUCCAGGUGUGACUUGUGUGGAAAGUCUUUUUCCCUGGCUCAAAGCUUAAAAAGACACCAACUCAUCCACAGUGGAGUUAAAGCGUACAGCUGUGACUUGUGUGGAAAGUCUUUUACCGAGGCUGGAGGCUUAAAAACACAUCGACUCAUCCACAGUGGAUUUAAACCUUACAGCUGUGACUUGUGUGGAAAGUCUUUUACCCAGGCUGGAAGCUUAAAAAGACACCAACUCAUCCACAGUGGAGUUAAACCUUACAGCUGUGACUUGUGUGGUAAAGCCUUUGCUCAAAGUAGAAAGUUACAGAAGCAUCUAGUUACCCACUCUGGAAUUAAGGCGUACAGCUGCGACUUUUGUGGAAAAACUUUCAGUGAAAAAAAGUACCAAAAUAUUCACCUGCGGAUUCACACUGGAAAUGAUGCUUCCUGCUGUGAUCAUUGUGGAAAACUGUUUACAACAGAUGCACAAUUACAACAACACAUGUUUACCCACACUGAGGAGAGACCUUAUAAAUGUGACCUGUGUGAGAAGAGUUUUAAAGCUCCACAUCACCUGAAAAAACACCAACAGAUCCACACCAGAAAGUAACUCUACAAGUGCAGUUACUGUGAGAAGCAGAGCGAUGCAGAUGGAUCCAGUUCUCAACCCUUUCGUCACUGUGGUGGUAGUAAAGCGUUUCUCUGUGACCUUUUUGGAAA